Messenger RNA from Suhomyces tanzawaensis NRRL Y-17324, 1524 nucleotides. RefSeq lists its product as uncharacterized. Bases 1 to 1524 code for a protein of 507 amino acids. Lineage: Eukaryota; Fungi; Ascomycota; Pichiomycetes; Serinales; Debaryomycetaceae. The transcript has a single exon. The record is from RefSeq and is a predicted model, not a curated record.
AUGAAUGAUUUCAGUGGCUUGGGCAUUCUCGUUGAGGAAAAAGAACCCUCUCUACCGAACCCCCAUCCUUCCCAGUCUGCGCCCAGCGCCAGCCUAGCCUCCCCUCUGCAAGUGUCGGCCGCCUCAGUCCCUCCAAUGAAUAGAAACAGCUCCAGCAACACCGAGCUGACCAUCAGUGGCGAUGCUGAGUUGAGUGAGUCGCUCCUUCCGCCGCUUCCAAGCGACCAGGACGACUUGGAGGUCACUUCUGCCAUCACAUCCGGCUCGUUUUCCAACAGCAACAACAACUCGCCUGUGGUCACUAGCAACUCCAAAUUCCAGCAUUUUGGCGAUGACGAGGAAGUGUCGUCUGCGCUCAACUCCAGCACCUCGUGCAACUCUCGCGACGAUGCUCGUUCCACCGACUUCUCCGACCUAUUCCUUGACAACCCGUCGUUCAUGAACUACGAGCUCGACUCGCCCAGUCUCGGCUUCGACGCCAAGUUCCAGGCAUUCCCAUCGUUGGGCCCUACUUCCACAGGCUCCAAGACUUCCAAGGCCUCGAAAGAAACUGCCCCCUCCAGCAUCUCCUCCACCAGCAACACCUCGCCCAUCAAGAGGCUCAAGAGUCUCAAGAACGGCAUCCGCAAGUUGUCGUUGGGAGGCUCCUCCAGCUCGUCGUCCAAUACCCCCAUCACCAACCCGGUGCCACAACGUCCCACUUUGCACCCAUUACAAACAGACUCCAAGUAUGACGACAGCUCUGCACCCUCCACCGGAGGCCUCUCCUCCGCCACCAACCCCGGGCCUGUUUCCUUGGGGUUUGGCCACCGUCACAACUUAUCCCACUCGUCCACAUCCUCAUCUUCGAGUUUUUCGUCCUCCAUCAAUCCUUCCACCUCCCACCCACCAGUCACCUCGAUCAACUACAAGCCCAGCCGCUCCAGAACGCUCUCAAACUCGGCUCUUCUCACCCCCUUGACUCCUCCGCUGAACUCGCCCAUCAUCACACUUUCUGAGAACUUGUCGUCGUCCAAAAAGGCGUUGUCCAGCAUGGAACAAAGCUACUUCGACACUAUCAAUUCAAGAUACGCCAACUCGAUGGCUCAGAAAGAGUUGGAACCAGCCACUAGCGCUGGCAGCUCCCGUACCGUGUCUACAGGCUCGGUGGCUGCCCGUGACCGGGUGUCUUCCAUUUCCGAGUUGCACUCGGCUGAAGAGCUCAUCAAAUACUCGGUGUUCCUCAAGCAACAGAAGAACUCGAUUCACGAGGCGUUCGAGGUCACCAAGCAGCACCUCACCGAGAGUGGCUGGUGCUCAGCCCACGACAUGAACAACUUACAACUCCAGCAGGACUCGCAGUUGAGCCAGCUCGACACCAAGCUUCUCCAGAUCGAACAACGGUUGAACGAAGACUUUGGCAUGAGUUUGAUGAACAACGAGCCUCGCCGCAGAGUGGGUCCUGCCGUCGAAGAGAUGCCUAUCAGUCCCAGUCUCAAGGUGUUGGAAAGCCGGUGCUUUUCGUUUGUGGACUUGACCAACUAG